Blastomyces gilchristii SLH14081 is the source of this 3394-nucleotide messenger RNA. Its product is annotated as C-4 methylsterol oxidase. The record is from RefSeq and is a predicted model, not a curated record. Gene Ontology annotation, biological process: ergosterol biosynthetic process. Gene Ontology annotation, molecular function: iron ion binding; C-4 methylsterol oxidase activity. NCBI's taxonomy places the organism in Eukaryota, Fungi, Ascomycota, Eurotiomycetes, Onygenales, Ajellomycetaceae. The coding region runs from base 1201 to 1968 and encodes 255 amino acids. The transcript has a single exon.
CAAUAACUAACCAAGAGAUUGCAUGCCUGUCCAUCUCUGUCUAUGCUAUAUACAUGUACCCACACGGCGGUAGGAGAUCCAGGACUCCCUUUAGCCAUGUUGAUUCUCGCUUGUUAUAGCUUCUUAGGACUCCAAUAACUACAACCGACAAUUGAAUCUCAAUGCACAACCGAAGGAGCCAAGGCUUACAAUAACAGAAACUCCCACGCAAACCGGUUUUAUGGGCUCCUCCCGAUUUUUUUUCCCCAUGAGCGCUACUCAGUGGCUAAGCGUCCUCUAAGAGGUUGGAUAUGGGGAAUCACGGAAAAUUAAGGAGGAGUAUAGAGUUUGGAUAGAACCCAUUGAACAGACAUGACCAUGUCGAGCCGAGCAUGCAUGUCAAUCCGGGUAACAAGCUGGAAUUAGAUUUUCAACCCAGAGCCUCCAGCGAUGUGUAUUGGACAACAAAUGAAUAUCUGGGGAUACGAGAUGGAUAGAACAGCCAAAUGAGCCUUGCCGCACAGCGGGUGAGAAUCACAGGAGAAUGAUCAACGCAGCGAGAUAUAUUAGUUAACGGAAGAGGGGAGAACAGAGAAAGAUAGGCAAGCCGUUUCAAGGACCAACACAGUCAGAACAUCGCCCUCGCAUUUUUAUGUAUCAACAGAGCAGAUAUUGGGCUUCUAAGCUACGCCACGGUGAAAGCAACCGAUCGGAAAUCAAAUGUCCAGGUCUCAAAGAAACGGCUACGAUUCUCUCUAAGCCUGUUCCCUCACAGGAGAUACAGUAUAAACCAGACUGCAAUCUGUGAACCCCUUUCAAAACAAUCAUUAGGGGUAAUAAUAUGGAAAGGCCCUUCGCUUAGUCUCGCUGUUGCUCAAGCAGAUCCCCGAGCGAUCAAGAUUAGAGUUGCCGAAAAGCUUCUAGUCGGCUCCAACGUUUGAACAUGCGGAUGACGAAAUUUUACUUUAAAGCCGACGCCCCGCACUCCGCAAUUCGCAUCUCAUCCUCUUCGUACUUCCACUUUCCCUGUUUGUUCAAAGAUUGCGUGUCUUGGACAAACCCUAUCUUGUCUCUAUGAAACUGCUCACUAUCUGGUUAUGAUAUCAAGCGAUCUAUCUACAAAAACGACUCUACAUAAUAAGAUUAUAGCAUCAUCCUCCUGACCUGAUAUUCGACUCAUCUCUAGAGACCGAGAAUAAUACGCACAAAGCUCCCAUAACCAUGGCCUCGCUAUCCUUAUCAACCCUCACCACCCUCUGGCCCCAAAUAGCCGCAUCCUACCCCCCGGGCCUCAUCGAAGUCACCGUCACCAUCCUCGCCCAAAUCCUCGGCUUCUGGCUCCUCUGCACCCUCUACCCCGCUAUCGAUCUCGCAUUCCCGGCCUUCUCCAGCAAACACAAACUCCAAUCCUCCCGCCGCCAACCUACCUGGGCUGCCAUAACCCACUGCUUUCAGCGCGUCCUGACCGCAAACCUCCUCUCCACCGUCCUGCACGUCGCCUUCGCCUUCGCGACAAACUUCCAACACACCCUCUUCACCAUAACGUCCACCUACCCGACCCCGCGCGAACUUAUCGCCGACUUCGCCUACGCCCUCCUCCUGCGUGAACUGCUUUUCUACACUGCCCACCGCUCCCUGCACCAUCCAAAACUAUACACGCGCUUCCACAAACAGCACCACAGCUUCACCGCCCCCAUGGCCUUUGCCGCGCAAUACGCCCACCCGCUCGAGCACAUGCUGGCCAAUGUCAUGCCCAUCGUGCUCCCGCUCGCCCUGCGCCGCGCGCAUAUCUUGUCAUUUGCGUUAUUUUUGACCUCAAUGCUGAUAGAGACUGCAAGCGUGCAUAGUGGGUAUGACUUUGCUGGGGCGCGCAAGCAUGAUUUGCACCAUGAGAAGUUUCGGGUUAAUUAUGGGGCGCUGGGGCUGUUGGAUUGGGUCUUUGGGACGGAUGUGGUGGGGUGGGAUCGGAAGGAGAAGAAGGAAAGUUAGGUUAAUCUUAAAAAUAUUAGUUUGAAGUGGUGGGAGCUGAUGAAUUGGUGCUUGGAUAUAGGCUCUCCGUGUGCUUGUAAAUAUGUAUAUUUUUGGUGUUUUAUUGCCAUUUCACGCCAGGGUCAAUGAGAGUAUGAGAAAUGUAUCGAUAUAUAUACUAAUACCAGCUCUGAUGAGCCGAGCCUAUCAUUUCGUUCUGUUGCUGAGGGUGAGUCGUCCACAGAACUCUCAAACCAGACAGAGGGUUGACUAUGAAAUUGGCAAGUCGCCCGUCCCGAUAUCAUUCAGCAAAGGGGUAAUUAUUUGUUCCCCUGCUGAUCUGCCUUUUUUAUUUUUUGGUUUCUGACAUGGACAAAUUCUUCCGAAAUCCCAUUUAGCAACAAUGAAUUUGUUAGCACGUCCCCCGGUUGAGACGUCCUAUUUCAUUAAUCCACCUUCUCAAGGCGGAAUCCCACAACCGUUAAAAUUGGCCGGUUGUCUGAGAUGCAUCCCUUUCCUUGUCGAAAUCCUCGACUUCAUCGGAUUCUAUAGCGCUGCGUUCUACGUCCGCGAAAAGAUCACUCUCCCUUAGACGACAGCGGAAGAGUUCCAUACUCAACGCGGGAGGUUGGGAGAUUCUUCGACGCCACGAAAGGCGCAGGCAGAUGUAUCCAGCGCCAUUUGCGUCUGCAAAAGAGCACCGUGUUCUUCGGACGUUGGGGAAACCCGCAAGUUCACAAGCGAAGAACUCGAAAAUCUCAACUCGCUCAAAGAGGAAAUGUUUUCUUGUUGAAAGAAAACCGUAAUCCAAGCAUCUGGAUGUUAUUCUGGCGCUGAGUGCGACCCGGGUGUCCCAUAUGUCACGUUUCCAUUUUCACAUUUAUAGCUGCAAGAACCAUGAAGGAUGCUGCUCAAAGCCAUGCUUAGUGAUUAACGGGAAUGACUUCCAUGCCCAUUGCACUGCGGAAUGCAAGUGUUGCGAGCGUCAGCACGAUAGUAUCUAGUAAGUAGUUACUGUCCAAGAAACGAUCAAAUACAGAGCGAGGUACUGCCAUCUACUGGGAAUUGGUACCUAGUGAAUUACCUCCAGCUUCUCAUCUCCGUGUAUCGUAUCAGCUUAACAGCCACCAUUGAAUCUUCCAUCGAAUCCACCGUUGAAUCCUCCAUCAAAUCCGCUGUUGAAAUCUUCCAUCGAAUCCGCUGUUGAAUCCUUCAUCAAUUCCACUGUUGACUCCAUUGAAUCCAUCUCCAAUUCAAAGCAGUCCAAUACCUCAAUUUGAUGAAUACUUCAAUUGAUUGACAAGAGAACAGUUGCUUGAUAUGAAUAUUGACAAGAGUAUAUUUCAAAUUAUAAGAGAUGGGUUAAAAAGUCCAUUAUGAUAGACAAGAUUGCAGGAAUUCCAAUCAUCUUUAUUCACUGUUUAUAGUGAUGAGAACAGAUCUUAUA